Vigna unguiculata (cowpea) is the source of this 2396-nucleotide messenger RNA. RefSeq names its product E3 ubiquitin-protein ligase ORTHRUS 1-like. The record is from RefSeq and is a predicted model, not a curated record. Gene Ontology annotation, molecular function: ubiquitin protein ligase activity. NCBI's taxonomy places the organism in Eukaryota, Viridiplantae, Streptophyta, Magnoliopsida, Fabales, Fabaceae. Gene Ontology annotation, biological process: negative regulation of gene expression via chromosomal CpG island methylation; protein ubiquitination.
GAGGGAAAUGGCGAAAGGAAGGGAGGGAGAGAAUUAGGUUUAGAAUUAUAAAUUAGAAAAUGGUAAAUAUUCAAAAGGGUGAUUCCCUCGCUCGCCCAAUUAGAAUUUGGGUUUUCCAUUUUUUCUCUCUAUAAAAGGAAACAACCACAGAGAUGCAAACCCUCAUUCUUCAUUUACUCAGUCGUUGAGUUCAUUGCUAUGGAAGAGAAGAAGACGACGGAGUAUUCUUGCAACGCCGACGGCGUUUGCAUGCGAUGCAACGAGAAACCCCCUCUUUGCCAAACCCUCGUUUGCCAAACCUGCACCAGUUCAUGGCACCUUCUUUGCCUCAAUGCGCCGCCGGUCUCCAAUUCCGACUCCGCAUGGCACUGCCCCGACUGCACCGACGUCGACACCUCCGACCCCCCACCACCCGCUCCAUCCACCGGCAUUGUAACCGACGUCCGAGCUAUUCAUACAGACACAUCUCUCUCCGACAAAGAAAAGGCACAGAGGUGCCAGCAGUUGCUCUCCGGCACCUCGAAUCUGGCCCAGGACAACACUGAUGCUCCCGUUAUUUUCAACGGGAGUUUUAACUGCUCCAUUUGCAUGCAACUGCCUGAGAGGCCUGUCUCGACACCCUGUGGGCAUAAUUUCUGCUUGAGAUGCUUUGAGAAAUGUAUGGCUCACAGAAGAUUCGAAUGUCCGAAUUGUCGACGUCCACUAUCUAGAACGUCAUUUAGUCAGCCGAAGAUUAAUGUUCAGUUGGCUAUUGCUAUUCGAUUGGCGAAGCAAGCGAAGUCUGAGGGGUCUUCUGAGCCACCACCAUCAGUGCAGCACUUUUUGCGCAAUCAGGAUCGUCCAGAUACUGCCUUCACCACUGAUCGGGCGAAGAAAACUGGAAAAGCAAAUGCUUGUUCUGGUAGGAUUUUUGUUACGAUCCCACCCGACCACUUUGGACCGAUUCCAGCUGAAAAUGAUCCCGAAAAGAAUCGCGGGGUUUUGGUUGGUGACACGUGGAAUGACAGGAUGGAAUGUCGGCAAUGGGGUGCUCAUUUUCCUCAUGUAGCUGGAAUCGCUGGACAGAGCAGUUAUGGUGCCCAAUCUGUUGCUCUAUCGGGUGGUUACGUGGACGAUGAAGAUCAUGGGGAGUGGUUCCUUUACACUGGUAGUGGUGGAAGAGAUCUGAGUGGAAACAAGCGCACGAACAAACUUCAAUCAUUUGACCAGAAAUUUGAGAACAUGAAUGAAUCCUUGAGAGUCAGCUGCCGAAUGGGAUAUCCUGUUCGUGUUGUAAGGUCAAGCAAGGAAAAACGUUCCAACUAUGCACCCGGCAAAGGGGUGCGUUAUGAUGGGAUCUAUAGAAUAGAGAAAUGCUGGCGCAAGAAUGGAAUUCAAGGCUGUAAGGUUUGUAGGUACUUGUUUGUGAGGUGUGACAAUGAGCCAGCGCCGUGGGCAAGUGAACAAACUGGAGACCGUCCACGCCCACUGCCUGAGAUCGGGGAGUUAGAAUGUGCAAUUGAUAUAACUGAAAGGAAGAACGCACCAGCGUGGGAUUAUGAUGAGGAAAAGGAGUGCUGGACGUGGAAGAAGCCUCCCCCAGAAAGCAAGAAAGCUAGUGAGGCUGGAACAGUCAGAAUGAAGCGGAAAGUGGACUUGGCUGCGGAGAGACAGAAGGUGUUAAAAGGGUUUUCUUGUGGAAUAUGCAAGAAGGUGAUGCAGUACCCUAUCACUACACCUUGUGCUCACAACUUCUGCAAGGCCUGUUUGCAGGGUGCUUUUGCUGGUAAAAGUUUAAUGAGGGAAAGGUCACAAGGUGGACGCUCUUUGCGAGCACAAAAGAAUGUUAAGACAUGUCCCUUCCCUUUAUGUACUACUGACAUUGCUGACUUUCUUGAGAAUCCACAGGUUAAUAGAGAAAUGAUGAACCUGAUAGAAUCAUGGGGAAAGAAGCCUGUAGAAGAAGAGCCUGAGGAGUCAAAUGACAAUGAUGAUGGAAAUGAGAAUGAGAAUGAGGAUGAAAGUAUGGAUGAUGCUACCGAGGUUUCAACACCUUCUGGUUCUGAUGAUAAUGUCCUAGAGGAAAUUAAUGACAAUGAUCUGAAUCAGCAACAUAAGCGAAGGAAGGAGGAGUGAAGGGAUGGCUGCUAGUUAUUUCUGUUCUUUGAAUUAUGCAUUUCUGUUUUGUUGUUGUAUUGUUGUACUUUUUUGUUGCCAGCUUAAAUUUCAGUUAUGAACUCUGUCUGCGUUUUUAUUUUACCUUGUCUUGUUGUUUUGUGAGGUUCAUGCGUUAUAAAAUUUGGUAUCUUCUGUUAACGCAUGCCUUUAGUAUUAUGCAUUUUUGUUAAAUGUUUUAUGAAGUGUUGGACAAGUUUGAAUUUGAUGUUGAUUUCUUGAAUAAAUUUAUGUUUUAUGAA